This is a messenger RNA of Serendipita indica DSM 11827, 702 nucleotides long. Lineage: Eukaryota; Fungi; Basidiomycota; Agaricomycetes; Sebacinales; Serendipitaceae. The record is from the annotation of a GenBank genome assembly.
AUGCAACUGACACUCUCUGCGGCUUUUACGCUCCUUACAUGUGCUAUCAGCACCGUCUCCGCCACGUUUGACCGAGGUCAUCACGUCCAUGUCGCCCGUGCCGCGUUUGGGUCCGAGCAUGUUGAACGCAGCCAUCACGGAAAGCGGUUCGAUCCCAACACCCAAGCCCUGACAAAGAUCGGCAUGUUCGACACUGUGACGGGAGCAAGCCUUGGUUUCCUCUCCAUCAAUGGUGACUAUAUCAGGAACGUGACCGCGACCGAGGCUACCCAGUGGCAAUACACCAAGCCUGCUAACCCUGGAGAUAAGUUUGACAUUGAGUAUCCAAUUGCGGGUGGUGCCUAUACUAGACAGCUCGUAAUUGCGACGAAGAACACCGCAACCGUCGGCUUGAACUCUCCUACUGCCGACGGGACCAAGAGAAGCGAUUUGUACGGUGUUGCUUGGCCCCUUCGCAGCCCGGCUGGAUCUGUCCCGAUUCAGGACGCGAUCCACGAGACGUGGUUCGAGAGCGCGGUCUGGACUCUUGCCGCUGACGGUACACUCUCGUGCACUUGGAUCAACCCAGACGGAACGCCGGUUCCUCUUAUUCCAUUCAUGGUCGUCGAGGCCCUCCACUUCUCGCCAAAUACUGACAUCUUGUACUCCUGGGGUGGCCCCUGGUUUGACUUGAAGCGUGUCACCCUCAAGUUUGUCAACUAG